AACUGUGAGGUCAUGCACCCACGUUCUUCCAUUUAUGCGAAAAAUAUUUUGGCUCCCUUGUGUCAGGAAAAUGCAGAAAAGGAUAAAAGAAGAAAUGGAAAAAAGAAGGGCCGGGAAAGUAAUCAACGUUUUGGUCGGUCGGUGGGCGUGAAAAGUAUUGAUGGUCUUUCUCUUUUAGGCUGGAUUCUUUAUCUGCCAGAGUACGAUCUAUAGUGGGAAUCCCAUUUCCGCAACACCAACACAAGUUUUCCCUCUCAAAAUUCUGAUCGGAACGGUCGUAUAUUUCAUGGCUUCUCCACCUGCUCGAUUAUUCAACAGACAAAGGAGUCUUCAUGAGAUUCUUGGUGGUGGAAUAGUGGCAGAUGUGGUGCUAUGGAGGAAGAAGAACGUGGCAGUUGGGAUUCUGGCCGUGACUGCGGCUGCGUGGAUUGUGUUCGAGAAAUCUGGCUAUACUUUGUUGUCUCUCGUCGCCAAUGUUCUGCUGCUGCUCCUUACCAUUCUUUUCCUUUGGGCAAAAGCGGCAGCUAUCCUUAACAGACCACCUCCACCAUUGCCAGACAUGCAUGUGACAGAAGAAAUGGCAGAACAGACAAAAGUCUUUCUGCAUUGUCAGAUAAAUUCUUUCCUCUCCGUUUCUCAGGAUAUUGCCCUAGGAAGGGACUCUAAGCUCUUUCUCAAGGUUGCUGCAUGUUUAUGGAUUAUAUCAAUAGUUGGCGGAUUGACUGACUUCCUGACACUAGGUUAUACCAGCCUGGUCAUCGUGCUCACAAUUCCUGCAUUAUACGAGAAGUAUGAAACUGAUAUUGAUAGAUGUGUGGAUAAAACUUGUGUUAUACUUCAGAAGACGUAUGUAUGGGUUGACACAGAGUACUUGAGCAAGAUCAGGAAAUGGAUUUUGGAAAAAAGAAAAUUGAGCUAGUAUACUGUCUCGUCUAUCAUCAAGUCCUCUGGUUUUUGCUUCGUCACCAAUCAUGGAGGAUGUUGAUUUUUAAAUCAGAAAAUGGUCGAGCUAGCAGACCAAGUGCUCAUCAGUAUCAGUUGAUAUGUCAAAGUUUGAUCGGUGGCAGUCCAUACUCCACAAGGUCUAGAGUUUUUCAAUCUCUUGUCCAAUUGAAAACGUGGGGGUUUUCAGUUUUUGGUUUCAAGUUUUCCAUGUGUGAAAUAAAUUGUAAAUGCAGGUUUUUGUGCGGCUUCAGAGUGAUAAUCCUUCGAGUUGUUUGAUAGAAACCAAUAUGUUUACCCACUUUGUGGAUAUGCAUGUUCUUGUGUUAUGCAUAAGGA
Nymphaea colorata (pocket water lily) is the source of this 1281-nucleotide messenger RNA. RefSeq names its product reticulon-like protein B12. Bases 287 to 919 code for a protein of 210 amino acids. The record is from RefSeq and is a predicted model, not a curated record. The transcript is spliced from 4 exons. Lineage: Eukaryota; Viridiplantae; Streptophyta; Magnoliopsida; Nymphaeales; Nymphaeaceae.